UUUUAUAUCGCAGGAUAUGGGGCAACAUGUGAUAUUAAUUUAGUCGAACGGCUCAUUCGUUCUCAUCCGAUAUGGUUUCUUCCUGGAAUUCAACGCGCUGGCGCUUUUCAUCUUCUUCAAGGCAAAGAAGAAGGUUGUUUUGUGGUCAGACAAUCAUCGCAACCGGACACAAUGGCUCUGUCAGUACGAUUACCACCCGAUAAAGGGCCGUACAUAGAGCAUUAUUUGAUUCAGUCGUCUGAAGGACGGUUAGGUUUAGAAACGAGCGAAAACAGAUUUGACAACAUGCCUGCUCUUAUUGCUCAUUAUGCUAAUUGUUGUGAUGAACUCCCUGUGCAAUUGACCCUUCCUAAGGCCAUUCGUGAAGCUAAGAGUAGACAACAAUUGUCGUCAUUGGCCCUUUUAGGUCAGGAGUUUUGGAGAUACAGUCCUCCACCGUCAGCUUCUUCUAGUCCUGAUGUUGAUUUGGUUCUUAAUCCAUUGUUAAGCAGUUUUAAGAAAACGGAUUCGUCGACUCCAACUGAAGAUGUUUCCAAGCCCAUUCGACCCAAUACGUUAAAUUUGGUGACUAGUGUCGACGCGCCAAAAAUGGACACUGUACCAGUGAAGAACACUCCGCUUUUGACGAAAGCAGAACUUUCCAAAGUACCACCUCCGCCGCCUCCGCGGUGGUCUAAACCUACAACGCCUCAAAGCAACUUCGGAACUCCACAAAAUAAUUUUACCGUUACUACUACCGUUACGUUUAGUGUUAAACCCGAAAGUCCUCGAAAUGAGUUGCCGUCGUCGCAAAUGGAAGUCGUAUGCGAUCCCAAAAGGAUGUCACCGGAAGGUCAGUGCCAUUCAACAGUCUCUUCAAAAGAUAAUAGUUUGAGAAGAGGUCCUGAUCAGGUCGUCUCCCCUAACGGAUCCAUACUGUCGCCCUUAUCUGACCCUAGUAGUAUAUUAUCGCCUGACACCUUAUCUCCUCUUUCCGUCACCAAAACGGGGCGGCAUAGUAAACGAUCAAAGCAUAAAAUAUCGAAGCAUUAUCAAGAAUCCGAUAUCCUCGAUUCCCCAACGGUGUAUUAUAGAAGUGCUGUGGGAGACAAAGUCAGCGAUUAUGAAGAUCUCUGGACUAACGAGCAUUCUACGUUUAAGCCUAGAAAUUACAACAAUAAUAACAAUAAUAAUAUUUGCAAUAAUUUGCCAUCUCCUGAUCUGCUUCAACACACGCAAAAUGUUGUUUCCUUGAACAACAAUGUUUUAAGUCCGGCGGACUCUCAUAGUGGCUCACAAAGGAGUCAUUGCAGCACACCAGUGGUCAACGUAUCCAAUCAAAAUUCACAAAAUUUCGUACAAUCUCCUGUUGGAGAAGUCCCGAAGAAUCCUGAACCGAAAGACAGUGCAAAUGGGCAGUCUCCGAAGCAAAGUAGCCCUUUCUAUGCUGAACCGGCAGAUUCCUUGACGUCUAUUGCUGUUCCAAGACGUUUUAUCGGAAGAAGUUUAAUUCCUAUGCAACAAAGGCAUUCCAACCCACCGGCCUUACUUUUGCAUUCCUCGCUAAGUCCUGGUUUGGAACGAAUUGACUCUCCUGAACUUAAUGGUACUAUUUCUUCGUCUGUUGGUAAUUUGAGUCCUAAACAGAAGCCUGUUCCUCUUAAGAAACCGGAAAUAAAACCUGUACAACCUCCUUUCGUAAAACCAAAACUAAAUGAAAACUGGACUAUAGAUAACAGCUGGAAGUUUUUGGUCAAUGAAAACGAUGCAAGUAUGGAUUUAAGCGAUGCAGAUUAUGACUCAGAUUGGCCUUCAGGACCACCUCAUUUACCACUGUCUCCACAUGCUUGCGAUGCUGAUGAUAGAAUUACCAUUCAGGAUUUAAUUGCAAGAAGGUAAGUAAUUAAUAAUUUU
Molecule: messenger RNA, 1893 nt
Organism: Agrilus planipennis (emerald ash borer)
Lineage: Eukaryota; Metazoa; Arthropoda; Insecta; Coleoptera; Buprestidae
Product: protein sprint-like
Exons: 2
Source: RefSeq, a predicted model, not a curated record